Molecule: messenger RNA, 939 nt
Organism: Teleopsis dalmanni
Lineage: Eukaryota; Metazoa; Arthropoda; Insecta; Diptera; Diopsidae
Product: putative nuclease HARBI1
Exons: 3
Coding region: 1-939 (312 amino acids)
Source: RefSeq, a predicted model, not a curated record
AUGGAUAAUGUAAAUAAUAAAUUAAAUACUGUAUUGGGACUAUUUAUGAACAUAAUUAGUUUAAACAACCGACGCAAGUUGAUUGCAAAGCGUUUGGAAAGUAAAUAUCCACAGCGCAGAAUGUUAUGCCAGGGUGGAUAUUCUUCCAAAAUAUUUAAGUUAGUUAUGCAAAAAGAUAAUGCGACUGUACGAAAAUAUUUAAGGCUUACAGUAACUGCAUUAGAGAGUGUAUUUAAUUAUUCUAAACAGUUUCUAAAAACUGAGAAGGGCUGGAGCUGCUAUUUCAAUAUUACUGUGUUUCUGUAUUGGCUUGGCUGUGGAGCAAGCUACCGAGUAACAGGAGCUUCAUUUGAAAUAUCCAGAUACACGGUGCGAGAUAUUGUACAUAAAUGCUUAAAAGGUUUCCUUACAUUUAAAUCUUCUGUUAUCAAAUAUCCAAUGGAAAGUGAGUUUCCCGAAAUUUCAAGACAAUUCAAUCAACUAGCUGGUAGUACAAUUUUCGAUCGUGCAUUAGGUGUAAUAGAUGGAACACAUAUACCUAUAGCUGUGCCUACACGACUUCGGGACGAAUAUAUGAACCGAAAGUCUUUUACAUCUCUUAAUUUGCAAGCUGUGUGUUCUAGUACAAAUAAAUUUUUAUCUAUUUGCGUUGGUUUCCCAGGGUCUAUGCCUGAUGAAGCGGUUUUAUAUAACAGUGAGUUAUUCAAUACACAUAGUUUUCCACCUGCAGGUUACUACCUAUUAGGUGAUAAUGCGUAUUCUUGUCGAGCUAGUCCAAUAGGCAUUUUGACACCAUAUAAAAGAUUGCAACCGUUAACAGCAAGACAAAAAAAAUUUAACGAGCUCCACAGCAAGGCCCGUUCCAUUAUUGAAAAUACAUUUGGCAGACGUGCAGAAGUCGAACGAAAAAUGUCUGAUUUAACUAAAAACGAAACAUGA